Molecule: messenger RNA, 3282 nt
Organism: Misgurnus anguillicaudatus (oriental weatherfish)
Lineage: Eukaryota; Metazoa; Chordata; Actinopteri; Cypriniformes; Cobitidae
Product: dynamin-1-like protein
Biological process (GO): intracellular distribution of mitochondria; endocytosis; mitochondrial fission
Cellular component (GO): microtubule; mitochondrion; cytoplasm
Molecular function (GO): GTP binding; microtubule binding; GTPase activity
Source: RefSeq, a predicted model, not a curated record
UGCUUGUGGAUGACGCUGGAACCAUCUUUGACAGUUUCUCUACAGUAGGGGCGCAGAAAAGCGAAACCCAAAUAUGUCUGUUCUCCAAUUUCACUCGUUUCCAGCAUGUCAGUAAAGAAUAUAACGCCGUGAAAAUAUAAAUUAGUUGCAGAAGGCUCGGCACAUCGCACCGCGAGAUGGAAACCCUGAUCCCCAUCAUUAACAGACUGCAGGAGGUUUUCCUCACCCUUGGUGCAGAGAUCAUUCAGCUUCCUCAGAUCAUAGUCGUGGGAUCACAGAGCAGUGGAAAGAGUUCAGUGUUGGAGAGUUUGGUUGGACGAGAUUUCCUGCCCCGGGGUUCAGGAAUAGUCACACGACGUCCUCUAGUGUUGCAAUUGGUGAACGUUCCACCGCUGGAGGAGAGGCGAAAACAAGACAAUGGAAACGGAGCUAAACAGAACUCUCAAAACAACUAUCCAGGAAUCAAAGCAGAGGAAUGGGGAACCUUCUUGCACUGCAAAAACCAGGUUUUCACAGAUUUCACAGAAAUACGGAAAGAGAUCGAGGAGGAAACAGAACGGAGUACUAACAAUAAGGGCAUCAGUUCAGAGCCCAUUUACCUGAAAAUCUUUUCCCCUAAUGUACUCAGUUUGACUUUGGUUGACUUGCCAGGGAUCACUAAGGUUCCAGUGGGUGACCAGCCUGAGGACAUCGAGACUCAAGUCCAAGAAAUGAUUCUGUCCUAUAUCUCCAAUCCCAACUCUCUCAUCCUGUGUGUGUCUCCUGCAAACUCUGACCUAGCCACAUCCGAUGCCCUCAAACUGGCGCGAGAGGUCGACCCAGAUGGUCGUAGGACUCUGCUGGUUGUGAGUAAGCUGGAUUUGAUGGAUGCGGGGACAGACGCUCUGGAGGUUCUGUUGGGUCGGGUCAUUCCGGUUAGACUAGGCAUCAUUGGUGUGGUUAACAGGAGCCAACAUGAUUUAAACACCCAAAAGAGCCUCGCUGACACCUGUAAAGAUGAACACGCAUUCCUGCAGCGUCAUUACCCAUCGCUAGCCUCACGCUGCGGCUCACGCUACCUGGCUCGCACCCUGAGCCGACUGCUCAUGCAUCACAUCAGGGACUGUCUCCCAGAGCUCAAGACACGAGUCACAGUGCUGACCGCCCAAUACCAGACCCGACUCAACAGCUACGGCCAGCCUGUGGAAGACCACAGCGCCACUUUGCUGCAGAUAGUCACCAAGUUUGCCACAGACUACUGCAGCACUAUCGAAGGCACUGCAAGAUACAUUCAGACCUCUGAACUGUGUGGAGGAGCUCGUAUCUGUUACAUAUUUCACGAGACGUUCGGAAGAACCCUGCAGUCCAUCGAUCCUCUGGGCGGUCUCAACGAACUAGAUAUUCUCACAGCUAUUCGAAACGCCACGGGCCCUCGUCCGGCUCUGUUUGUUCCUGAGGUGAGUUUUGAGCUGCUGGUGAAAAAGCAGAUCAAGAGAUUGGAGGAACCCAGCAUGCGCUGUGUGGAGCUGGUACAUGAAGAACUGCAGAGGAUCAUUCAACACUGCUCGGCUUACAGCACACAGGAGCUUUUGAGGUUCCCCAAACUGCAUGAUUCAAUAGUGGAGGUGGUGACCGGUUUGCUCAGAAAGCGCCUGCCAAUAACCAAUGAGAUGGUUCAUAAUCUGGUUGCGAUUGAGUUGGCGUAUAUAAACACCAAACAUCCCGAUUUCACAGACGCUGCCCAGGUCUCUGCAUCCGUCAACAGCCAGCAGGUGGAGACUGGCGAUGCAGGAAAGCAACGGAAAAAUGACAAGGUUCCUUUGGAAGAGAAAGGCCCUGUGUCCGGGUUCGGAAGCCCAAGCAAAGCCAUUAACCUGUUGGACACGGCUGUGCCAGUGUCUCGCAAACUGACCUCCCGCGAGCAGAGGGACUGUGAGGUCAUUCAGAGACUCAUCAAGUGCUACUUCCUGAUUGUACGGAAGAGCAUUCAGGACAGCGUGCCAAAGACUGUGAUGCAUUUCCUGGUGAAUUUUGUGAAAGAGCAUUUGCAAAGUGAGCUGGUUGGGCAACUCUACAAACAGCCUUUGCUGCAGGAACUCCUCAUUGAGUCUCAGGAAACAGCCCAACAGCGCACGGAGGUCGCACAGAUGCUAGAGGCCCUCAAGAAAGCCAGCAACAUUAUUUCAGAGAUUCGAGAGACUCAUCUUUUGUAGCCAAACGUUCUCAUGAAUAUUACGUCCAGGAAAGUGUUUACAUGUCUAUGUGUGUGAGUGAGUAUGAUACAGGUCAAAUACAUUAUAUCACUCUAUAUAAGACAUCCAAUGCCUCUGCCAACAAGAACAUGCAUGAAAAUGUGUACAGUUUUUCAACUUGGCAAUAUUUCUACUGUAUAUGCACAGUAUUUCAUAAUUAUGUGUUUGACAGACGUCUGUGCUUAUGUGUUUGUACACUGUAGGUCAACAUAUAGUAAACAUAUCAAAGUCCCUGUCGCUUUCUUCAGCUUUAUAAUAGUUUGUCUAUAGGUUAAUAGUUUGUCCACAGGUGAGCAUUGCAUCAAAUACUUUAGAAUUUAACAUUGUUACAUUUAGGAAUAUCUAAAUAUUCAUAAAUCCAAAUAACUGAUUAAAGGAAUUGUUAUAGGAAGACCAAACAACUGAAUAUUUUGUCAUCUUACACUCGCACUUAAAGAUUGUUUACAUAAUGUUGAUAUUUAAAUCAUUGAUAUUUAAUUCAUUGAUAACGGGUACGUUUUGAAUGACUUGAGGGGGAGUAAAUGGUGAUAUAAUCGUUCAUUUUUAUUUGACUAAAUAUGAUGUGCCAAUAAUUUUUUUUUAAACGACCAAAUUCAUGCAUUUUGGCAAGGUUUUACAUUGCACAGGAACUUAGUAAUAUAAUUUCACAUAGCCAUUAUAGGCUAAAACCUAAAUCUUAACUAGCUUUAUUUAAGCUAAAGACAAACAGAUGAAUACAGUCUAUUAUUAUGUUACACUUUGGAUCAUUAGUAGUGAUAACUUGUGACUGACGUCUAGAAAUGAUGAUGCAGAGUAAAACGCUGUAGAACAAAGAGCUUUGUGCUUUGCUGUGCUUCAAAUCACACUCGGAGGUGCCUGAGACUUGACUGCCAUGUAAUAUUUAUGCUUGUAUGAAUAAUUAUUGUGAGAGUAAAUAGGCCAGUAUCAGAGAAGGUCAAAUGAGGAACAAAGACUUGAGAACGGCCCAUGCGAAUCGCUGCCGAAAGCACUGAACACCUAGAAGAGUUGCCAAGUGUUCAGUGUCAGAAAUUAAAACUUGGUGCACAAAUGA